Molecule: messenger RNA, 909 nt
Organism: Jaculus jaculus (lesser Egyptian jerboa)
Lineage: Eukaryota; Metazoa; Chordata; Mammalia; Rodentia; Dipodidae
Exons: 4
Coding region: 55-675 (206 amino acids)
Source: RefSeq, a predicted model, not a curated record
UUUGGGCCCUCAGUCUCAUGCACCUUCUUUGCAAAGCCAACUUCUGCAGAGCAAAUGCUGGACCCAGGAUCGGAACCCACAGUUACGUUCCUGUUCACACUGCUGAACACACCUGAGCCCAAAGACUCUGAAUCAGAUUUCGACACGCAGGAGGCCCGGUUCCUGGAUCCGGAAGACUGGGGCUCCCAGCAGACCUCAGAGGAGUUGAGGCAAUUGCAUAAUGACUGCUUAAGGCUUCAGAAGAAGCUAAUCACCAGCCAAGCAAGCAACACAGCCUUAGAGGAGAAGCUGCAAAACAUGCCUACCCAGUUGUACCAGAACCUGACAGAGAGCACUCUGGCCCUGGCGGAGGAAACCGAGGCCACCCAGGAACAAGUAGAAGUCAUCCAAGAGGAAGUCCUAGCCGGGCAGGCCCAGGCAACAUUGACCCAGGUUGUUCAGCAGCACUUGCAGGUGGCAAGGAAGAUUCAAGUCCAGACCUCUUCCCUUGAGCUUCCUAACCCUCCAACCAUCCUGCUUUCAAAAGACAAUACUGUACAGCCUCCUGCCAUACCUUCCCAGCCACCACCGGAACCCCAGUCAGCCCUGGUCAGGCCUGAAGCCACAGAUCUGCCACGUACUCAGGAAGCCAUUUCUCCAGCAGGCUCCCCUCCAGGUCCCAGUAAUAAACAUUGAGCUGCUCAAAGCAUCCACAAGGCCUGGAAUUUGGGGCUAGGGCGCCAGCAUCUCCAAGGUCUCUGGGCUUCUCUGUCUCCAUAACUCUGUCCUUCAGAUCAUUCAAGGGACAUGUUCCCAUAAGUACUGGGUGGGGUAGGAGGGGCCCACAUUCCUUCCUCAGGAGGACCAAGUGCCUUCUGUAAUUCUGAAGUGCAGGAAGAAAGAUUCCAAGGAUGCAGAGAGAGAGCCACU